Messenger RNA from Acanthoscelides obtectus, 315 nucleotides. The record is from the annotation of a GenBank genome assembly. NCBI's taxonomy places the organism in Eukaryota, Metazoa, Arthropoda, Insecta, Coleoptera, Chrysomelidae.
AUGCAUUUUGUUUGCCCAUUGGAGAACUGUCGGAGGAUGCGCUUGAGGCUCGCCAUAAAGAGGUUAGGAAACAUCGAUUAUCUCACACCAGAAAAUUUUUCAAGAACAGAUACGAAUAAGGAUCUCAUGCGUGUUCUUUUACUUACUUCUGAUCCUUUUAUAUCCUCAAAAAGAAAGGUGAGCUCAAAAAAAUAUGAGAAAUGCAACGAGGCAGUUCAGAACUAUUUAAAAAAGCAAGAAAAUGAUGAUUUAGGUAUUGACUUAGGUACAAUAACGAAUGACACAACACCGAGCAAGAAAUCCUAUUCCGAUUAG